Molecule: messenger RNA, 1227 nt
Organism: Trichosurus vulpecula (common brushtail)
Lineage: Eukaryota; Metazoa; Chordata; Mammalia; Diprotodontia; Phalangeridae
Gene: ALX4
Product: ALX homeobox 4
Exons: 4
Coding region: 1-1227 (408 amino acids)
Biological process (GO): regulation of transcription by RNA polymerase II
Molecular function (GO): RNA polymerase II transcription regulatory region sequence-specific DNA binding; DNA-binding transcription activator activity, RNA polymerase II-specific
Source: RefSeq, a predicted model, not a curated record
AUGAAUGCUGAGACGUGCGUCUCUUACUGUGACUCGCCCGCGGCCGCGAUGGACGCCUACUACAGUCCGGUCUCCUCGCAGAGCCGCGAGAGCUCACCUUCUUUUCGGGCAUUCCCCGCGGCUGACAAGUUCAGCACCGCGUUCCUGGCGGCCAAGGGCCAGAGCUACGGCGAGGCCAAGUGCCGGGGUCGCUACACCCCUCAGCAGCAGCAGCCGCCGCCGCCUCAGCCCCAGCAGCAGGACGCGGCUGCGCCCCUGGAGAGCAGAGCGGGCCAGGCGCAAAGCGGCGCCGGGCCGCGGGGCUCCUUCAGCAAGUAUCCGCCGCCCCAGCAGCCGCAGCCCCAGCCUCCACCGCACCUCUACCUGCAAAGGGGAUCUUGCAAAACGCCCCCGGACAGCAGCCUUAAGCUCCCAGAGGGCAGCGGCGGCCACAACGGGCCCCUGCAGGUCUCCUGCUACGCCAAAGAAAGUUCCUUGGGAGAAACUGAGAUAGCACCCAACUCUGAUGCGGUGGGGAUGGACAGCAACUACCUCGGCGUGAAGGAGGCUGGGGUAAAGGGUUCCCAGGACAGGGCCGGCACAGAUCUACCCAGCCCCAUGGAGAAGGCCGACUCAGAAAGCAACAAAGGGAAAAAGCGACGGAACCGUACAACUUUCACUAGCUACCAGCUGGAGGAGCUGGAGAAGGUUUUCCAGAAGACCCACUACCCAGAUGUGUAUGCCCGAGAGCAGCUGGCCAUGAGGACGGACCUCACAGAGGCUCGGGUGCAGGUCUGGUUCCAGAACCGACGGGCGAAAUGGAGGAAGCGGGAGAGGUUUGGGCAGAUACAGCAGGUUCGCACCCACUUCUCUACAGCCUAUGAGCUGCCCCUCCUUACCAGAGCUGAGAACUAUGCCCAGAUCCAAAACCCAUCUUGGAUUGGUAACAAUGGAGCAGCUUCGCCUGUCCCAGCCUGCGUGGUCCCCUGUGAUCCGGUGCCCACCUGCAUGUCUCCUCAUGCCCAUCCCCCUGGUGCCAGUGCUGGCGUCUCUGACUUCCUGAGUGUCUCCGGAGCCAGCAGCCAUGUGGGCCAGACACACAUGGGCAGUCUGUUUGGGGCCACGGGCCUCAGCCCUGGCCUCAACGCUUAUGAGCUCAACAGUGAACCUGACCGGAAGACCUCCAGCAUCGCGGCCCUGAGGAUGAAGGCCAAAGAGCACAGUGCUGCCAUUUCUUGGGCCACAUGA